Messenger RNA from Morchella importuna, 1077 nucleotides. RefSeq lists its product as uncharacterized. Gene Ontology annotation, molecular function: cellulose binding; hydrolase activity. Bases 1 to 1077 code for a protein of 358 amino acids. Gene Ontology annotation, cellular component: extracellular region. Gene Ontology annotation, biological process: carbohydrate metabolic process. The record is from RefSeq and is a predicted model, not a curated record. The transcript has 5 exons. NCBI's taxonomy places the organism in Eukaryota, Fungi, Ascomycota, Pezizomycetes, Pezizales, Morchellaceae.
AUGUUCUUUUCGGCCUCUAGUAUUUUCCUGGCAGCUGCCAGUCUAGUCUCAACGGUUGCUGCGGCGUCGUUGCAACAGGUUACAAACUUUGGCAAUAGUCCUAGUGGCGCGCAGAUGUAUAUUUACAUCCCAGAUAACGUAAAGACAAACCCCCCCAUUCUGGUCGGUAUUCAUUGGUGUACCGGAAGUGCACAAGCUUUCUACAGUGGAACUGGUUAUAAAACCCUAGCAGACACCUAUGGUUUUAUCGUCAUCUACCCAUCCGCCAUAACCACAGACGGCUGUUGGGAUGUCGCCUCUACGGCCAGCCUCACCCACAAUGGCGGUGGAGACUCCCUCGCCAUCAAGAACAUGGUCUUGUAUGCUAUCAGCACCUAUGGUGCUGAUGCAUCCCGUGUAUACGCUACCGGGCACAGCUCUGGAGGCAUGAUGACCAAUGUCAUGCUCGGUGCCUACCCAGAUAUCUUCAAAGCCGGCGCUGCGUUCGCGGGAGUUCCAUUCGGAUGUUUUGCAAGCGACACUUCGUCGUGGAGCACCGCAUGCGCAACAGGGCAGAUUACAAAGACACCAGAGGAGUGGGGUGCAUUGGUGAGGGCUGCGUAUCCAGGAUAUACGGGGACGAGGCCAAAGAUGCAACUGUGGCACGGAACAGAGGAUGAUACUUUGUACUUCCAUAACUUUGAGGAAGAGAUCAAACAGUGGACAAAUGUCCUGGGUGUUAGUCAGACCCCUACGAGCACGGAGAAUAAUUUUCUGGGAUAUAGUGGAUGGGUGCGGACGAAGUAUGGUACUCAGGUAGAGGCGAUUAAGGAGCAAGGCCAGCCGCAUAAUUUGAUAAUUGUGGCAGACCAGGUUGUCUCUUACUUUGGCCUUAAUGUCGCUAGCACGACGACGACUGCUACCCCUACUACCCCUACCAUAAUUGCUUCGUCAACAACAACCCCAACAGCAACAGCUACUUCGACAACAGGAGUCGCAAAGUGGGGUCAGUGUGGUGGAAUUGGCUACACAGGAUCAACGACCUGCAUCAGUAGCACGUGCACUGCUGUUAACGCGUAUUACAGUCAGUGCCUAUAG